AUGGUCAAAGUUACAGUUGCAGGUGCCGCCGGCGGUAUUGGACAACCAUUGUCGUUGUUGCUCAAGUUAAACACAAAUGUUAGCGAGCUAGCCUUGUUUGAUAUCGUCAACGCAAAAGGUGUGGCUGCUGACUUGUCACACAUCAACACUCCAGCCAAGGUCACCGGCUAUCAACCAGAGAAUAAAGAGGACAAGACGGCAAUCACAGAGGCCUUGAAAGGAACCGAUGUUGUUAUAAUUCCAGCUGGUGUUCCACGUAAGCCUGGUAUGACCAGAGCCGACUUGUUCAACAUCAAUGCAUCUAUUAUCCGUGAUUUGGUGGCCAACAUUGCCAGAACAGCUCCAAAAGCAGCAAUAUUGAUUAUCUCUAACCCAGUCAACUCGACUGUACCCAUUGCUGCACAAGUCUUGAGAAAAUUGGGUGUAUUUGACCCUACAAAGUUGUUUGGUGUUACCACAUUGGACAGCGUGAGAGCAGAGACUUUUCUUGGUGAGUUGACUAACACAAACCCGCAAAAGUUAAAAGGCAAAAUCUCGGUGAUUGGCGGUCACUCUGGCGAUACAAUUGUGCCAUUGAUCAACUACAACUCGAGUGUCCCGGUGUUGAACAAGUCGCAGUACGACGAGUUUGUCCACCGUGUGCAAUUUGGCGGUGAUGAAGUCGUUAAAGCCAAGAACGGUGCUGGGUCAGCAACCUUGUCCAUGGCUUAUGCUGGAUACAGAUUUGCCGAGUAUUUGAUUGAUACUUUGAGUGGAGGCCCAAAUAACUACAAGGUGCCUGACUCGGCCUAUAUCUACUUGCCUGGUAUUGAAGGGGGCAAAGAGUUCUCGGCCAAAUAUUUGGGAGGUAUAGAGUUCUUUUCCGUGCCAGUUGUUUUGAACCAUGGACAAACCGUGUCAUUUAUCAACCCAUUUGAGCAAUUACGUGUUUCUGAAGACGAGAAUAAGUUGAUCAAAGUCGCUUUGAAUGGAUUGAAAGGGUCUAUUGACCAAGGUGUUGAGUUCGUCAAUGCCUCUAAGUUAUAG
Lodderomyces elongisporus is the source of this 1026-nucleotide messenger RNA. It is a transcript of the gene MDH1-3, whose product is annotated as malate dehydrogenase. Gene Ontology annotation, biological process: tricarboxylic acid cycle; malate metabolic process. The record is from RefSeq and is a predicted model, not a curated record. Gene Ontology annotation, cellular component: cytosol; cytoplasm. NCBI's taxonomy places the organism in Eukaryota, Fungi, Ascomycota, Pichiomycetes, Serinales, Debaryomycetaceae. Bases 1 to 1026 code for a protein of 341 amino acids. The transcript has a single exon. Gene Ontology annotation, molecular function: L-malate dehydrogenase (NAD+) activity.